AUUGAUGAGAGAUUAUAUAAUGUGGAUCGAAUUGCUUUAAUUUAUUGAUCGAAAUGAAGGUGGAUUUGAGAGAAUAAAGCUUUGAGAAUAUAAGGAUUAAAGAUACUUCAUUAGUAGGUGGAAAUUUUGUAAGGUGUAAUUUCAAUGGAUCAGAAUUUGAUAAUGUGGAUAUAAGUGGAAUGAACUUGAAUUAAGCUUAACUAUUCAAUCGUAAAUGGAAGAAUAUAAAAAUACAUGAGUUAAAUAAAUUAGAUGGUCAUUCAGAUUAUGUAAGAUCAGACAAUUUCUCUCCUGAUGGUACUACAUUAGCAUCUGGUAGUCAAGACUAUUCUAUCCGUUUAUGGGAUGUUAAGACAGGAUAAUAAAAAGCCAAAUUAGAUGGUCAUUCAAGGGAAUUCUAUCAGUCAAUUUCUCUCCUGAUGCUACUACAUUAGCUUCUGGUAGUUCAGAUAACUCUAUCCGUAUAUGGGAUGUAAAAACAUUAAAGGAGAUACUACAAAUCAGAUAGUAGCUACAAAGAUCUACUUACCCAGUUUAAAUUACCACUUCAGAAUAGCUCCUUAUUGCCAAAUUUUAAUCCUGAUCGUACAAUACUUAGAAUAUGUUAGAAUCCUUUAUUUGAAGCAUCAGGAAAACUUAUCUUAUAAGGACAAUUCAAAAAUCAUUUAAGGAAAGAUUUAAACAUUUGUUUUAAUCCAAAGGAAGUUGUUUUUUAAAAGAAUUCAAGCAAAAGUGAACUUGAAAUAUUCAUUAAUUACAACAAAAUAAUAAUUUUAAUCAAUUUCAUAGGGUUUUUGAGAACAUGUUUUUUUUGUUUCAAUUCGUGA
Molecule: messenger RNA, 827 nt
Organism: Paramecium tetraurelia
Lineage: Eukaryota; Ciliophora; Oligohymenophorea; Peniculida; Parameciidae
Exons: 2
Molecular function (GO): protein binding
Source: RefSeq, a predicted model, not a curated record